AUUGUCUGAAUUUUUUCACUUCUCGUUUGAAGGGGCAGUUGUGCGACCGAUUCAGUGUAUUUUCUUCGCGAUGGAAGGUGCGGCCGGUAGUGUCAUGGACUCCAUUCUCGGUUCUCUGUUUCAUUACCUUCUUGACAAAUUGUCAUCUCCUGACUUGAUGAGGUUCGCAAGGCAAGAGCAGCUGUUAACUCAGCUGAAAAAGUUGGAGAAGCUGUUGCGCCAAAUCAACGCGUUGCUUGCCGAUGCGGAAGAGAAGCAAACGACGAGUCCUGCAGUAAAACAUUGGCUCAGCGAUUUGAAAGACGUUGCGUACGAUGCUGAUGAUGUCAUCGAUGAACUAGCCACUGAGGCUUUGCGGCGGGAAUUGAUGGCGGAGCCUGGGUCAUCGAUGGCCACCUCUAAGGUAUGGAAAUUCAUCCCAACUUGUUUCAGUCCAAGUGUAAUCAAGUUUAGCAGCAAAAUUGGGUCCAAAAUAGAGGAAAUUACUGGUAGAUUGCAGUACAUAGCUGCAUUGAAGAAUGAUGUCAAUUUAGUGGAGGAUGCUGGGGAAAGGCGUCAGAAAGUGCUACGGAGACUGCCCACCACUUCUCUUGUUAAUGAAUCUCAUAUUUAUGGGAGGGACAGAGAUAAACAAGCUAUUGUUGAGUUGUUGGUGGAUAGUGGUGCAGUGGGUGUCGGUCGAAUUGGUGUGGUUCCAAUUGUUGGUAUGGGGGGAGUGGGCAAAACUACUCUUGCUCAGUUAGUUUACAAUGAUGCCAGAGUUGAAAGUUGGUUUGAAUUGAGAGUUUGGAUUUGUGUUUCUGAGGAAUUCGAUGGUGUUAGAGUGACAAAGACAAUGCUGCAGGCUGUUACUUUAGAGAGUUGCAAUUUGAAGGAUUUAAAUUUGCUCCAAUUGAGGCUAAAGGAUAAACUAUGUGGAAAGAAGUUCUUGAUUGUUUUAGAUGACAUUUGGAAUGAGAAUUACGAGCAAUGGGAUCUUUUCAGCAGACCCUUCGCAGCCGGUGCAAUUGGAAGUAAGAUACUGGUGACAACUCGAAGUGAAGGUGUUGCAUCCAUAAUGUCUACUUGUGGGUCAUACCAUUUGCAGGUAUUGUCAAAUGAUGAUUGUUUGUCUUUGUUCACCUGGCAUGCUCUUGGAUCAAGAGGGUUUGGUGGGUAUCCUAAUCUAAAAGAAAUUGCUGAAGAAAUAGUACGAAGGUGCAAUGGUUUGCCUCUAGCGGGUAAGGCCCUGGGAGGUCUCCUACGCAACAGACUAGAUCCUGGUGAGUGGAAAGACAUACUAAAUAGCAAGAUAUGGGAUUUACCAGAAGAUAGGAGUGGAAUUGUUCCAGCUCUGAGGCUGAGCUACCAUCACCUUCCUUCCCACUUGAAGCAAUGCUUUACUUAUUGUGCCAUAUUUCCAAAAGUCUAUGAAUUUGACAAGGAUGAGUUAGUUCGACUAUGGAUGGCAGAAGGUUUCUUGCAACAGCCUAAAGGACCAAAAAAGAUGGAGGAUUUGGGUCUUGAAUAUUUUCAUGACUUACUGUCAAGAUCAUUUUUCCAACAGUCAAGUAGUAAUGAAACAAGAUUUGUGAUGCAUGAUCUCAUAAAUGAUCUAGCUCAAUCUGUUUGUGGGGAGCUAUGCUUUAACACUGCAGGUACAUUUGAGGAUGUGAAAUGCAAUGGAAGUACUGAAAAGAUUCGCCAUUUGUCAUUCAUUCGUCAGCAAUAUGAUGUUUCAAAAAGAUUUGAAGCCUUCUAUCUUCAUAAAAUGAAGAACCUGCGAACUUUUAUAUCAUUGCCAAUUUAUACAUCUUCUUGGGCAGCUGGUUGCUACUUAAGUAGCCAUGUCUUACACCUAUUGCUUCCAGGAUUAAGAUGCUUAAGAGUACUCAGUUUGAGUGGUUAUUGCAUUGACGAACUCCCAUAUUCAAUUGAUCAAUUGAAGCAUUUACGGUACCUAAACUUAUCUCAUGCUAGAAUUAAAUCAUUACCUGAAUCUGUGGGUUCUCUCUUCAACUUACAAUCAUUGAUACUUCAUGGGUGCAAGGAACUUACUAAGUUGCCACAAGACAUUGUUAAUCUAAUUAACCUUCAUGUUCUUGAUCUUACUGAUACUGAUAAAUUACAAGAGAUGCCACAGGGGAUUGGGAAUUUAGCAAAGCUUCAGAUUCUGCCCAAAUUCAUUGUGGGAAAGAACAAGGGCGUUAGAGGAUUGAAGGGCUUGUCGCAACUGCGAGGGGAACUUUCGAUUGUGGGGUUGGAAAAUUUGGUGGGCACUGAAGAUGCUAAAAAUGCUAUUCUGAAGGAUAAAAACAGCCUUGAUGGGCUAGAUUUGCAAUGGAGGUGCAAUUCUUUUGAUUCCCAAAAUGAUGAAGAUAAAAUGCAUGUUUUGGACAUGCUGCAGCCGCAUAAAAAUCUGAAGAGGCUUAGAAUUUCAUUCUAUGGUGGUAAAAGUUUUCCAUCUUGGUUAGGUGAUUCUUCAUGGGCUAGCAUGGUUACCAUAAACCUCCAUAAUUGCAGAAAAAGUAAGUCACUUCCAUCACUCGGGACAUUACCCUCACUGAAAAGAUUAUGCAUAGAAGGCAUGAAUGAAGUCCAAAAUGUAGAUUUUGAGUUUUAUGGAAAUGCCUUUAUUUCUUUUAAGCCUUUUCCGUCCUUAGAGAUUUUAUGGUUUCAGCAUAUGUUGCAGUGGGAAAACUGGUUUUCUCCCCAUAGAGCUAAUGGAGAUGCAGGGAAAGAAUUUCCUCAACUCCAUGAACUAUUAAUAGAGGAUUGUCCUAAGUUGAUUGGGAAGUUACCCAGCUUUCUUUUUUCCCUUUUGAAGCUUACUGUUAGGAAUUGCCCAAUUUUGGAAGGUUUAUCUACAGGUCUCCCAUCACUUUGUGAAUUAAGUAUUGAAGCUUGCAAUGAGAAGGUGCUGACAGGCAUGCUCUACCUCACCUCCCUAACAACAUUGAGAAUCAGCAAGAUGCCAGAGAUUAUGCGUUUGCCACAUGGGAUUGUACUGUUUUCAGAAAAUGAGAAGGAUCUACCUUGCAGCUUUGGAGACACGAAUUGUGGUAACUGGGAGAAGUUGCCUUGUGGUCUUCAAGGGCUCAUGUCUCUCAAAAAUUUGCACAUUGAGUCCUGUCCGAAACUUGUCUCCUUUGCAGGGACAGGUUUGCCGCCCACACUUAGAGUUCUUAAGCUCAAAAAUUGUUCAGCACUGAAGUACCUACCUGAUUGGAUGAUGAUGUCUAGUUGCAAAAGCAAUGAGUGUUUUGAAGAGUUGGAGAUUGAAGGGUGUCCUCUCACAUCUUUUCCGAGGUUGUUUCCCACCUCGCUUAGAAAGCUGAAAAUCCGAGAUUGUAAUGAUUUACAGUCUUUACCUGAGGGGAUGAUGCAGACUGAAAAUAGCACAAGCAACAUGCCUCUUCUUGAGAAUUUGGAGAUUGUUGAUUGCUCUUCUCUCAUUUCCUUUCCUGAAGGUAAAUUACCUACCAGCCUUAAGGUCCUUAAGAUUUCAGAUUGCUUGCAGUUGGACCCUAUUUUUGACCGGACACUUCACAACGGUGCUUCACUUGAAUAUAUUAGCAUAUGGAACAAUAAAAAUCUGACAAGAUUGCCUAAAUGCCUAUGCAGUCUCACAUGUCUGAAGGAAUUAAGUAUAGGUUACUGUCCAUCUUUGGAAUCCUUCCCGGUGACAGUCCUUCCAUUUCCCAAGCUGAGAGAAUUGGACAUUUUCAAUUGCAUCAAUCUCAAGUAUUUGCCCAAUCAGAUGCAAAACCUCACUGCACUUCAAUGUCUAACAAUUUGUGACUGUCCCAAUCUCAUGUGCCUUCCAAAGGGGGGUUUUCCGCCUAAUUUGUUGUUACUUGAGAUAUGGGAUUGUAAAAAUCUGAAGGAGCCCAUGUCGGAAUGGAAUUUACACUCUUUAAGCUAUCUAAGAGACUUAAGCAUUGCUGGGGCACCAGAUAUAGUUUCGUUUCCUGAUAAAAACUGUCUACUUCCUACUACUUUAGUUUCUCUGUUCAUUGCAAGACUUGAUAAUCUGGAAUUCCUAUCUACGGGGCUCCAAAAUUUGACCUCACUCGAAGACUUUGAGGUUGCCCAAUGUCCUAAGCUUAGAUACUUGCCAAGGGAAGGCUUGCCUGCAACACUUGGAAGAUUUCGUAUCAGGGAAUGUUCACUUUUAAGACAAAAAUGCUUAAAGGAUAAAGGAGCAUGUUGGCCUUUGAUAGCCCACAUUCCUUGCGUGGAGAUUGAUGUCAUGGAUAUAUAAUACCUUCGCUCCUCUACGUUUUCACUUUUGUAAAACCAAUUUCUGAUGCCUCUUUUACUGGUGUUGGACUUUCUCACUCAUUAUGUAGGAUGGAGAAGAUGAUGGGUGCUGUAAACUUUGAAACUUAAAAAAGGAACAGAAUUUGCAUGGUAUUCAGUAGCUUGUUGUGAUUGUUUCACGCAAUGUUAUGCUUCAAUCCUUGCUAUAUGCUGAAAUGGUUCUGUAGAUUUCUUAUCUUUUCAA
Molecule: messenger RNA, 4486 nt
Organism: Theobroma cacao (cacao)
Lineage: Eukaryota; Viridiplantae; Streptophyta; Magnoliopsida; Malvales; Malvaceae
Product: putative disease resistance RPP13-like protein 1
Molecular function (GO): ADP binding; protein binding
Source: RefSeq, a predicted model, not a curated record